Phycodurus eques (leafy seadragon) is the source of this 2652-nucleotide messenger RNA. It is a transcript of the gene ctdspl2a, whose product is annotated as CTD (carboxy-terminal domain, RNA polymerase II, polypeptide A) small phosphatase like 2a. The transcript has 13 exons. Gene Ontology annotation, molecular function: phosphoprotein phosphatase activity. The coding region runs from base 262 to 1689 and encodes 475 amino acids. Lineage: Eukaryota; Metazoa; Chordata; Actinopteri; Syngnathiformes; Syngnathidae. The record is from RefSeq and is a predicted model, not a curated record.
AUUCUCGCGUGCGCGCACUCGCGAAUGUUUGCGAUGAGGAGGAGGAGGCGGGAAAUGGCGUCCGCAGAUAUGGCCGAUGUGUGACUACUCGCCAGCCAGCCAGCCAGCGACAGACGCAACUGGGCGAGCGGCAAGAAGGGAAGCAAGCGCACCGACAUCUGGCGGCCGCCGUCGCGGGUUCCCAGCCGCCGAGCUGAAGACGCCGCGGGACGUUUUCGAAGCGCUUCCUCCAUUUUCUAUUCUUCUAUGUGAUGCUGGAGCAUGAUGCGGCUGAGAGUGCGUAAAGCUCCUCAGCAGCCCACCUUAGGCCGUCGAGCCCCCACGUCCCAGGCCAAAAGGAAACGCUGUCGAGUGGACGCACUCCCACUGAGAGCUCGAGGCAGAAUGCAGAAGAAUGAAACGGGCCUCUUGUCCACCAUCAAGAAGUUUAUCCGGGGGGAUCCUGUUAAGGUGGAGCCAAAUAUUCCUGCCAAGAGGAGUCGCAUUGAUUGCAGCGCUAAAAGCGAUCUCAUCACUUCAGCACCACAAACACGAGGCCAUGCCAACAAAACAGUCUCUAGAGUUUGCAGAAAAAGUCCAGUUAAAGAUACAAUAACAUGCAGCAACAAAACCUUGAAACCAAACGGCAAACUAGAAGGUUCAGUUGAGGCGGCGAGCAGUCCUCCGCACACCACACUGCUGGGAACCAUCCUCUCUCCUGUCUUCAACUUUUUCUCACCAGUAAACAAAACUGCCACGCCUGGUUCAGACUCUCCUGGCCAAGCCGUGGAGGCAGAGGAGAUCAUGAAGCAGCUGGACAUCGAGCAGGCCGAGGAAAUGCCCAGUAGCACACUUACAUCCUCUGAGGGCAUCACCGCUUGUCACGGCACACCCCUGUUGCCGCAGAGGCUGCAGAUGAGCGCCGACUCCACCGUAGAGGACGGAGAGAUUGUGGCUGAAAGUGACAUGCCGGCAUUGACAGCUCCUCCUGGUUGUUUACCAGAUGGCAGCUAUCCACACACGUUACCCUCCGUCCCCGCAGAGCCGUCGUACGAGGAAGACUGGGAGGUGUUUGAUCCGUACUUCUUCAUCAAGCACGUGCCACCUUUGACAGAGGAGCAGCUGACACGCAAACCAGCACUACCUUUGAAGACACGCAGUACGCCUGAGUUUUCUCUUGUCCUCGACUUGGAUGAAACGCUGGUUCACUGCAGUUUGAACGAGCUGGAAGAUGCGGCGCUUACGUUCCCUGUGCUCUUUCAGGAUGUGAUAUACCAGGUGUAUGUGCGAUUAAGGCCAUUUUUCCGAGAGUUUCUCGAGCGCAUGUCUCAAAUGUAUGAGAUUAUCCUCUUCACGGCAUCAAAGAAAGUGUACGCCGACAAGUUGCUCAACAUCCUCGAUCCCAAAAAGCAGCUGGUCAGGCACCGUCUAUUUCGUGAGCACUGUGUGUGUGUCCAAGGAAAUUAUAUAAAAGACCUCAACAUUUUGGGACGGGAUCUUUCCAAGACGAUAAUCAUCGAUAACUCACCACAAGCCUUCGCCUAUCAGCUCUCCAAUGGGAUCCCGAUCGAGAGCUGGUUCGUGGAUAGAAAUGACAGCGAGCUUCUCAAGCUGGUUCCUUUCCUGGAGAAGCUGGUGGAGCUGAACGACGAUGUCCGGCCGCAUAUCAGAGAGCGCUUUCGCUUGCACGACCUCUUGCCUUCAGACUGAGCAGCUGGCAUCCGCCAUUGGAUCAGCGUGGGAAAGCCCCUCCCCCCACCCCACCAAGGAAGGAUGUAUACAGUGGAUUUCUUGACAGACUUUGAUUUUUCUAAAAAAAAAAAAAAAACAACAACAACAAAAACAAUGCAAAAAAGAGUGAAAUGGAUGUUUUAUGCAGAGACACUCACACAUGACUGAACUGCUCGCAUCAAUGAAGGUGUUUUGUCUGCCAUUUUGGAUCGACUAAACUGAAUGUGUUUGUGUUGGAUUCUCUUGUCGCAAAAUGGUCAGUCAGACUUGUAUUAUAAUUACUAUUUUCUUGUAAAUAUGUGUACAGAUUGUUUUUUUUUUUUUUCCCCUCCGAGAUUUUUAAGUCUUAUGUUCAGGUUUUAGUAUGAAUACUUCGACUCUGCUGUUAUUUUUUUUUUUAAAGGAUUAUAUUAGUGUUUUGUUUGCAGUAUGCCUGCUUUACUUCUGUGAUGCUUUACUCAAUUAAUUACAUGCAGUUGUUUGUUUAUAAGGUGCAGUUUAAAAAAAAAAAAAUGUUUCUGAAACAAUAUUUUAAGAUUCUGUAAUGUAAGCUAGACUAGCCUCUAAACAGAAUACAAAGCCAUAAUGGCCAAUCCCUCAUUUGGAGAUUUGUAUUUGCCACCUUGAUCGUCCAUGAUGAUGAUGUUGAUGAUGAUGAUGAUGAUGACGAAGGGCUUUGGCAUCCAGCCCUUUUGUAAGAUGAUGUCAGACCCGUCACUUUUCUAAACGGGUUUGUUGACGCUUCAGUUUGAGGAGGGGGGAACAAAAAUGACAUAACACCAGCCAUUGCUUUGGAUUCCAGUUUUCUGGGACAUCUAUGUGGGAUCUUUAUGAUGUUGGCGUUACAACCAAGUUUUAUUGACUCUUGAAUGAUCAAUCAUGUUGUAUUCAGUGUUAUUCAAUGGUUUUCCAUGAAAAUAAAUAUGUUUUUAUAGCACUCUA